Molecule: messenger RNA, 1741 nt
Organism: Salmo salar (Atlantic salmon)
Lineage: Eukaryota; Metazoa; Chordata; Actinopteri; Salmoniformes; Salmonidae
Source: RefSeq, a predicted model, not a curated record
AUGUCUACCUGGUAUAUGGACGGUGCCGAGGAUAACCGAGGUGUUUAUACAAAACAGGGACCAGAAGGUUUGCUACAGAGUGAGCGCAGGAGGAUAAAGCUGCAGAGUGACCUUGUGACCUUACAGAGGGAUCAGCGCCUCCGGGCUGUGCGGCUGCAGAGCCGGUGGCAGGAGCUGAGUGAGAGAGAGCGUCAGGCCCAGCAGCAGAACAGGCAGCUGCUGCAGGAGUUUGACAGAGCCCAGGACACUCUGAGAGACAUGGUCACCCGCACCGCCGCUAUGAAUACCAUAAAAGUGGAGUAUGAAAGGUAUCUGGAGGAGAGCUUCCCUCGCUGGCAGCAGCAGCUCAAACAGAAGACACGAUCUGCCCAACGUAAGCGAAUGGAGCAGCACCUGAAGGAGUGCCUGAGGAGUAUGGAGGAGGACAGGGCUGAAGAGAGGGGCUCCAGACCCCCCAUUGGAGCCCAACCUCCACUUUCCCCAUGUCAUGUCCAACAGCUCCAGAAUGCCGCUGCGCAUCAAGAACACCACAACCAAAAUGGCCACCAGGACUACAUCCAAAAUGGCCGCCAUGAUCCCAGCAUCCCUUCAAUCCAGUCCUCCUGGUUGAUUCAUGCUCGUUCCCAAUGGGUUGAUUCCCAAACCAGAAUGCACUCCAAACUCCAACAAAGAGACAUGACUCACCACCCCGCUCACCCCCUCCACCCCUAUGACCCUCAGUCCCUCUACCCCCCUCAGCCUUACCCUGACCAGCCCCCUCAGUCCCUCUACCCCCCUCAGCCUUACCCUAUCCAGCCCCCUCAGGCCUACUCUACCCCUAGUAAACACCACAUUGUGAUCCAGCAGGAGGCACCACCGACAGGGUUCCCCAUACAAUGGGCUGCUGGGGUCGCCACGGCUGGGCUCCCUUUCAGGGCCCCAGUGGGCCUUCAAACCUCCUGGACCAGCCCUGCCAUGUCGGAUACCCAGGGAUGGAGAAUGGUACAGGGUGUGGCGGGGGAGGAUCUGGGGAGUGCAGCGACUAGUCCUGAAGGAGGGAGCAGUGUGGGACACAGACAGAAGAGAGAAGAGCAGCGAUCUGGCACAUGAGCUCGACAUCAAACCAGUGCGUCUGUCGAGUGGACAUGGAGAGAGCAGUGAGAGCAGCAGAACCUCCAGUCAGGCCAGUAAAGACAGCGUCAGUAGCAGGGAGAGGAGGAAGAGGAAGGAGAAGAAUAGAGGAAGAGCAGGACAGAGCGCAACAGACAGGUCCUCUGCAGGAUCCGGGAAGGUGGUUAUUCCUGAGGCUUCAGUAUCUUCUGCCUCUGUGGUCCAAAGCUCAGAGAAUGAUGGGACAUCGGUGGUAGGGAGCAACAGGAGCAGGAUGAGUAGGGGACUGGCUAACCUAUUCAGUGCAGAGGAGUCAGGAAGUCAUAGAGACGAAUCAGGGAGUGAUAGGGAGUGGUCGGUGAGUCAAAAAGAGGAAUCAAGUCAAAUUCAAGAAUCAGUGAGUCAUAGGGCAGAGCCAGUGAGUCAAAUGGAAGAGUCAAGAAGUCAAAUGCAGGCGUCAAUGAUUAAAAUGGAGUCAGUGAGUCAUAGGGAGGAAGUAGCCAGUGAGAAAGAAGUAGGAGAUAAUGACAUGGAGGCCACAGAGGGAGAAGAGGAGAGUCUGGUUGGACUCAGCGUGGAGGAGGGAGCAACAGGAGAAGAAGAGAGUCUGGUUGGACUCAGUGUGGAGGAGGGAGCAACAGGAGAAGAAGAG